AGCCGUGUUAUUUAAUUUAGGCAACAUGUAAAAUUAAAUUCCAAGGUUUCUGUUAGAAAAUGAGUCCUAACAAAGCAAGGAAAAGGUUGGCUUGCAUACGAUGUGUAUUGGAUACUGUAAAAAGAAUUAAAUCAAACAAACCAUUGCCACAAGAACUUUGCUUUGUCCCUGCUACGAUUGAGUAUGUGAUAUCGCCUGAUCUAAACACAGUUAAAUUUCCAUUGCAUUUUAAUGUUUGGACAAGUCCUUCUAAAAAAGACGGGAAGUUAGUUGGACGGAUAACUGUUAGUGAGAGUAAAGUUAAGGAAUUUUCUUUGCUUGCAUAUGGGGAGGAGUUUUCGAACGAUGCAGGAGACUGGAUCCAAAUUGAGAAGGAAAAUUCAAAAUCUAAAAUCGAUUUGCUGUUUGAAGCAGAGGAUGGAAAUUUCUGGAUCUUGCUGCAGGCAAGAGAUGCUAAACCCGAUAGCCCACUCACUCUCACAGCAAAGUAUGACAUUGCGGAGUCGCCUACCAAAUCUUCUGAAUCGAAAGAUGAUAUUUUUGGUGGUUUGCUUAGUGUGAGGCAUAAGAAAGGCGAUAAAUCAAAAAAGAAGAAGACAUGUUACAGAUGGCAAAAUGUGGUUGAGAAUAGCUAUAUGUUGCAUAUCCUCCCUACCUCACUUCCUCCAAAUGCUGAUGAAGCAGCUAUCAGUCGAUUAUCCAAUCCUCCACCCAACUGGUCCCUUGAGGCUGAUGAAGAGCUUGUGCGAUUUUUAGUCGAUCACUGCAAAACAUAUGACCAGCAAGUGGGUGGAGCGAGUAAAUAUGUGGAAUCAGUUACUGUAUCUACGGAACAAGAUUCUGCAUAUAAUCUUCUUGAUGGUGAUUCUGACACUUUCUGGGAAUCUGAUGGAAGCCUGGGGAGACAUUAUAUCCGUCUACAGAUAGCUACUGGUGUUAUCAUUCAGAGACUGGUGAUGGGUGUUGACCAAUCAGAUGAUAACUACAUGCCAAGUAGAGUGCUGGUAUACGGGACAACAACGACUGGUCAGAGCAGGAUGCUAAAUGAAACCCGCAUCGAAAGUACACAAACAGGUGAUGUUGCUAUCUUGGAAAAUGCAGCAGAAUAUUAUCCUACAGUGGAAAUUCGAAUAAAGGAGUGCAAAGACGAUGGCAUUGAUUGUCGAGUGCAUUACAUCAAAAUUGCAUCUUCGAAGCAUAAACAAAACGGAUUGAAUCGAAACUCAUUUGAUAAGGAUCUCGUCAGAUACCCCAAACUGGAGUCUGUUGUGGAUAGAGAGCUUUUAUACCGUCGUGCUCAAGCUUUGACACGCUUUAUGAUCCUCUUCGAUAGCGUCAUAUUAUACUUACUACCCACCUGGGGAUACACAGCCGGUACGUACUCAUGUCUUGAGGCGAUGCGCCAAUUCUUUCCACUCUCUCGUCGAAGACAAGGACUUAUUUUGAAUUGCUUACGAGAGUCGGUGGGAGCUACGUCGCCCAACAUGCCGAAGAUAUAUAUCAAUCGUCAUAUUGCCGCAGAACAUUUGGUCGAUCCAUUGGGGGACCCUGAUGCAAAAAAUUCCAUUUUUAAUCAGUUGUAUGAAGCACUACGGCCUGAGAAAUGUGAUGUAAAACUUGACUACAGAUGGUCAUUAAAAUAUGAUCAGUGGUGGGAAUGUAAAUUCAUUGGCGAGGGUAUUAUUGAUCAAGGGGGAGGAUUCAGAGACAGUAUUGCAGACCUUGCUGAAGAGUUGUGUCCUUCCUCACAAGAUAGCUUGCAACCUUUGCCACUCCCAUUCUUCGUCAGAAGUCCAAAUCAGACGGCAACAUCGAAUGUGUAUCGCGAUUGUUACGUACCAAACGCAAAAUGCAAGCUGUUUGCUAAAUAUGAAUGGAUUGGUCAACUUAUGGGAGCGUGCUUAAGAGGGAAAGAAAACCUUGUCAUUUCGCUUCCUCCCUUCAUAUGGAAAAUAUUAAAUCACGAGCCAGUAUCUUUUGACAAAGAUUAUUUCACAGUAGACGCUGCUGAGGUGCAAUUUCACGAAAUGAUGGAGAAGAUAAAUGAAGAAAAAUUUAAGGAGAUGUACGAAGGUGUUUUGGUGUACACAACAGUUUUAUCUAACGGCACCGAAGUUUGUGUAAAAGAUAAUGCCGGCUAUGUUAAGUAUGAGGACCGCUCAGAUUUUUUAAGACUUGUCAGAGAAAAUCGCAUGGUUGAAUUUCAAGAACAGAUUGUUGCUAUACGCAAUGGUUUGGAAAAAGUUGUACCCAAGGCUGUUUUGACUUUGCUGACAUGGCAAGAGUUGGAGAGAAGAAUUUGUGGUGAUCCUGAGAUUUCUGUGGAAGCAUUAAAAAAGUCAGCUCAUUACGACGAUUUUGAAGAUGAAUCUGACCCCACUAUUAAGUAUAUGUGGCAAGCUUUAGAAAACUUUACCAACGAAGACAGAAGUCGGUUUCUAAGAUUCGUCACUGGUCGACGACGUUUGCCAACGCCGCUUUAUAUAUCGAAAAGCAAAUCAUCCACGCAUGUAAACGCCCUGCCUGAAUCAGCGACAUGUUCACACACGCUCUUCCUUCCUUCGUACACCAGUGCUACACAAGCUGAAGAGAAACUACGAUAUGCAGCUUAUUACUGCGUCUCUAUUGAUACUGAUAUGAGUCCUUGGGAGGAUUAGAAGUGAAGCAGUACAUCCUGAAGAAACAUUAGACCAACUCCUUGCUAAAUUUAUAUCUCACACGUUUUCUGCUGUAUAUUCGAUUUUCUUUCUUCAGUUGUCGGUGUAAAGACGAGUAUAAUGUUCUUUUUAUCGGUGUGUGUCGGCAAAUUUUCGUGUUACUGACAAUAGAAAGGGCGCAGAACCUUGGACAAAUGCCUCAUUUUCUAUUAUGUUAGUGGAAAACCGUAGUACGUUAGGGAGGUGUACCUUUUAAAAUUUCUAAACGGUUGUAGAAAAGUCAGCAAAGAAUAACUAAAUGUACUGAUAUACUUCCCAGGUAAACAGCGUUCUUAAACCAAAAUUUGGAAUAAAGAAUAUUUGGUAACAGUCCCGGAAAAGUUAAACAAGUAUUAAGUGAAUCUCUGUAGGUAAGCCUUUUCAGCAACCUGACCAGUUUCAAAAUUUAUUUCGUAGGUGCUUCUUUUUCUCGUUUUACUUUUAAAUGAUACCUACACAAUUGUCAGUGACUGUGUUCUUUUUUUUGCCGCCACACAAUAGCGUAAAUUUCAUUGGUUGACAAAUAAAAAAAAAAUAAAAACGCCGUGAAGAUAAAAUAGCUAUUAAUUGAUUUCUUUAAAGCUGUGCAUAAAGAAAGAAUGUUUGACCUCAGAAUAAAAAGGAUUUAUUUUGCUUGGUUAUUAACAGGUAUUUUCUUUUUUACGGUUUUGUCAGUUUACAUUAUCGGUGAAAAAUCCGUCGGUUAAAAAAGACAAAUUUUGUGCUAGCCGACAAAUAUUUUCGCCGACGAAAUCAACGAAAUUUAAUAUAGAAUAAUUUUUUUAUAUUCAUGUGGUUACGGUUUAAAAAAAAUGAGAGUAACUUUAUUCAUAAUUCAAAUGUAAAUAACAACAAACCCAA
This is a messenger RNA of Hydractinia symbiolongicarpus, 3557 nucleotides long. RefSeq names its product E3 ubiquitin-protein ligase HECTD3-like. The record is from RefSeq and is a predicted model, not a curated record. Lineage: Eukaryota; Metazoa; Cnidaria; Hydrozoa; Anthoathecata; Hydractiniidae. The coding region runs from base 60 to 2657 and encodes 865 amino acids. The transcript is spliced from 20 exons. Gene Ontology annotation, molecular function: ubiquitin-protein transferase activity.